Molecule: messenger RNA, 498 nt
Organism: Strongylus vulgaris
Lineage: Eukaryota; Metazoa; Nematoda; Chromadorea; Rhabditida; Strongylidae
Source: the annotation of a GenBank genome assembly
AUGAAGUUUUUGAUCGCAACAGGCAUCUCCGCUGUAGUCACCUAUAUUUUCAUUAAUGUGUCGAUGUUUACACAAGAAUGGGUGACCGUAUCUUUUAUGCUCCUUAAAGCUUCUGCGGGAAUAUUCCCUUGGGGAUGUGUUUCCAAGAACACAUGUGGUAUCUUUUGGGAUAACGCAGACGGCUGGGCCAUUUCAACCUUUCUGGCUUUGUUAUUUGCCUGGAUAUUGCAGUUUUUCGUAGUACUGGCAGCUAUACUAGCCCUGGUCGUUCCGCGAUGGCGAUUUCAUCUUUCAAGAGGGUUCAUGGGCAAGCAAUCUGCAGUAGUGAUUUUACUUCUUUACGUCCUUAUCGCUUAUGGAGCAACAUAUGACAGAAAUACUGGCUUCAUCAGGGAUGCUGGAGUGGAUAUCUAUGUACGUUGUGCUUUUUCAACUUCCUCAUCUCUUUUCAAUAAUAUCCUAGAUUUCAGCUUGGCUCUUCUUACUGGCUCUGCUUAG